Messenger RNA from Cavenderia fasciculata, 414 nucleotides. RefSeq lists its product as uncharacterized. The transcript is spliced from 3 exons. Bases 1 to 414 code for a protein of 137 amino acids. The record is from RefSeq and is a predicted model, not a curated record. Lineage: Eukaryota; Evosea; Eumycetozoa; Acytosteliales; Cavenderiaceae.
AUGACAACACAAGAGUUGAAUGAUUUAUCAUUUAUUCCUCCAGGUAUUUAUAAAGCUAUUGUAAAUGGUAAUCAUAAAUGUUUUAAAAUUAACGAAAGAAAUCAUUAUACUCAUUAUGAUUUAGGUUUUGCAAAACAAUUGGGUUUAGAAUUUAAUUUAAUACAAGAGAAUCAACCAAAUGCUCUAUUAAAAGAGAAUACAAGAUUUGGAAGGCAAACUGAACAUGAAAUGAAAGAAAAGAAUCUUUUGGAAUUGGAAAGAACGAUUCAAGCAAAUCAAGUAAAUCAAGCAAAACAAACAGAACAGCAACAACCAAUAAUGGUUGAUCAAAUUUUACCAAAUGAUUUAAUAGAAAUGGUCCCAAGAAACAAUCUAACAGCUACAAAUGAUUUUGUAAAAGAGUAUUCUUUAUAA